AUUUCGUUUUAUCUCCCGUCAAGUGUGAUAUGUGACGCCCUCUUUUACUUUCUUUGUUUCUUCCUAUAUUCGAAGAUAUCAUCAUCUGUUCUUUUUUUGAUAGCGCUGAAGAUGCCAGAGUCAGCGACAUUCCAACAAAAUGCUUCAUCGAUUGUACAAAUAACUCUGAAUUAUAGACCCGAAGAACAGCACUUGUAUAACACAUCAUCUUCAUCCUCAUCUUCAUAUUUGAACGCAACGUCAACCGAUACCUCUGAACAAGCCCCAAACCCUUAUUCAGCGCUAUACCCCCUACAACAAUUAAUACAGAUACCAAUAAUGCUGACGUACCAAUGCCUUAUUUAUUACAACAGCUUCCCCAUUUAGCAAAAUCUUAUGAAACUUGGAGCCCUGAACUUCAGUCUUCCAUUUUAUCAAGUCUGAUAAAAAAAUCAAGAAAAUCUACAUUACAGCUUGCCAGCAGUCUUAUACAUCCCAUUUUGAAAAGAGAUUUUUUGGCAUCAUUGCCUUAUGAAUUACGUCUACAGAUUAUCAGCUAUUUAGACGUACAAUCUUUAUGUGAAGCGUCACGUGUAAGUAAAAUAUGGAAUGUUUUGAUUGAUUAUGAUCAACAGACAUGGUAUCGCUUGUUACUACAAGACGGAUUUGUUAUACCCACAACAACAUCAACGAAAACAACAACAGAUAACCUCUCCUUUCAUAUUACAUCAUCGCAAACCAAUGCCCCAACCACAACAUCUUCCCCACUCUCAGCACUCCAAUUGUCCCCUCAUGAGCAUCUAAAUAAGCAUCACCACCACUCUUUUAUCGACUACAAAAGUGCUUAUCGGUCGCAAUACGUUCUUAAAAUGAAUUGGAAAUACGGCCGGUUCAAGCGUACAGCAUUUGCCGGCCAUACAGAUAACAUUGUUACUUCGUUACAAUUUGACGAGCAUAAAAUUGUUUCUGGUGCAACAGACUCUUUGAUUAAUGUCUAUUCUACAAAAGAUCCGCAGCGUCAACGAUUUACCUUAUCGGGCCAUGAUGGCGGUGUAUGGGCUUUACAAUACGUAGGCAAUACGUUGGUUAGUGGGUCUGUGGACCGAACCGUCCGUGUAUGGGAUUUGAGCAAACGAAAGUGUACACAUGUUUUUAAAGGCCACACUUCAACAGUAAGGUGCUUGCUAAUUGUGAUGCCUGUAGUGACGUCCAGCGGAAAAAAAGAACCAAGUGAGCCAUUGAUCGUGACAGGUGCGAGAGACUCGUCGAUACGAGUGUGGAGAUUACCCGAGUUAGAUAAUGAGAGUCAAGUUGAGUUUACAAAAGGCGAUGAAAUUAUCAGUGAUACGGUUCUCACCCAUACAAAUAUUGCGAAUCAUAACUCAACGGCAGACGGAGAAGGGGAGGAAGAAAUGGAAAUAGGUCCAGAAGAAGACAACAAUGACGAAGGGGACGAUGAGCUCGUUAUGAACGAUGAGAAUCGUGAUCCAUCCACGAACAAUGACAAUAAUGAUGAAAAUCUUUUUGUUGGUGAAGGAACGAACCCUUGGUUUAAAUUUCUUAUGGUGGGCCAUACUAAUUCUGUCCGGUCUAUCGCUGCUUAUGGCAAUACACUUAUUAGUGGCAGUUACGAUAAUACAGUAGGUGUUUGGAGUCUGGAUACGGGUCGUUUACUCCAUCGUAUGGAAGGCCACACAAGCAAUGUCUAUUCUGUUGUCAUUGAUCCCCCUCGCCAACAAUGUAUGAGUGGAAGUAUGGACAGCGUUGUGUAUAUUUGGGACUAUAUGACAGGUGAAUGCCUACACAAGCUUGAUGGACAUAGUAUACUUGUGGGACUCCUAGGGUUAACCCCUAAUUAUCUGGUGAGUGCUGCUGCUGAUCGUACCUUAAGAGUAUGGGAUCCGAAUACAGGUGUUUGUGAGCAUGUGCUGUCUGGUAAACAUGGGCAUGAAGGAGCUAUUACUUGUUUCAAACAUGACGAAGAGAAGGUUAUUUCUGGUUCAGAGGGUGGAUUGAAAAUUUGGGAUAUCAAAACUGGAAAGUUCAUGUAUGACUUGGUAACCGGUGUAAAAGGUGUUUGGUGGCUCACCUUUAAUAGGAGUAAAUGUGUAGUCUCCGUUCAUGAGUAAGUUACGCAUCUCUAACAUCAAAUGUUGCUCGAAUAAUAAAUGUUCCUGACGUACAUAUUCAUUUAGUAACGACAAAACUUGGUUUGAGCUUUUGGAUUUCGACGUUGAACCGAAAUCUGUUACGCCAGCAACAGCAAAUGAACCGCCUGUUACAGUGCUCUCGGAGGAUACCGUAAUCAUAGAAAGAGCAAUCAUUAGAGGGAACGCAACCAUCCAACAGUUUAGAGAUUUAGUAGACACAGUACAUCCAACUCGCGGGAGAAAUAAUCAUAACAUGACUUAACUUCUAGAUUAAUUUUGCACAAUCUUUUAUUGUCACUUUUGUAUUUUUAAUUUUUCUUUUCUUUUUCUACUUUUUUCCCUUUUACAAUAUCGUCUAUCCUUCCGAAAAGAAGAAAUGCUCGAAUCGUCGUGUAAAAUCGAGUUGUUCAUAACAAAUGUAGAUUAUAAA
Mycotypha africana is the source of this 2559-nucleotide messenger RNA. Its product is annotated as WD40-repeat-containing domain protein. Bases 333 to 2108 code for a protein of 591 amino acids. The transcript is spliced from 2 exons. Gene Ontology annotation, molecular function: protein binding. The record is from RefSeq and is a predicted model, not a curated record. NCBI's taxonomy places the organism in Eukaryota, Fungi, Mucoromycota, Mucoromycetes, Mucorales, Mycotyphaceae.